GAAGCUACACACUUCGCCUGUUUUUCGUCUCUGACUUGAAUAGGCAUACGCUAUUUUUUUUUACAUACUUUAAAUAGGUUAUCAUCUUUGUUACUGGCAAGAUAAUUCUCUGAUUUGUCGUCUUUAGUUGUACUCCAUGGUAUAAUAUCACACAUCUCACAAAGGCUGGGUGCGCCACAAAACGUUUUAAUCCUCGUUUGGUUCAGUGUCAAACUUAUGAAAUAGGAAACGGGACAAAAACACGACUUUAGGAUAUCCUCAUUUAAUGCUACCUUAAAAAAAUAAACGGCGAUAUACUCAGUGGUGAAAGGGGCGAAGGUAGAAGUCAUGAAUCCAGACGCUUCCAAGCGUAGAGGACACUUUCAGUUAUACUGCUUGCGCGGUGAAAUGUGCUGUCUGCGUAUUUUUGUUAUUUUUUCCCUUGUGGCAACAACAUGGGCUAUGUACGAUCCGGACGAGGUGAUAAACCUGCCGGGAAUGUCUUUCACACCAAAUUAUCGGCAGUGGUCGGGAUAUCUAAAAGCCAGCUCUGGAAAGUUCUUGCAUUAUUGGUUUGUGACCUCACAGAGGGAUCCCUUGGCAGAUCCAGUAGUGUUAUGGCUUAAUGGCGGGCCUGGCUGCAGCUCACUGGAUGGCUUUCUGUCUGAGAAUGGCCCCUUUCAUGUCAACGAUGAUGGAGCCACCCUUUAUAAGAAUGAAUUCAGCUGGAAUAGGAUCGCUAACAUGCUUUAUCUUGAGUCUCCUGCUGGAGUAGGGUACUCUUAUUCAGAUGACAAGCAGUAUGCAACUAAUGAUGAUCAGGUGGCAGAGGACAACUAUCUGGCAUUGCAGAGCUUCUUUACCAAGUUUCCAAAUUUUACCCAAAAUGAGUUUUUUAUUUUUGGUGAGAGCUAUGGAGGCAUUUAUGCUCCUACACUUAGCCUGCAAAUAGCCCUGGGAGGAAAACUCAAAGUGAACUUUCAGGGCUUUGCAGUUGGGAAUGGUAUUGGCAGCUUUGCUCUGAAUGACCAGUCACUCAUCUACUUUGGUUACUACCAUGGCCUGUUUGGAGAAGAGCUGUGGAAGGACUUAAAUGAAAACUGUUGCAAGGAUGGAGUCUGUAACUUCUAUAACAACAGUGAAGAACAUUGCUCUGUUUCGGUAGCGCAGGCAUUUGGCAUUGUCUAUAGUUCUGGAUUGAAUGAAUAUGCUCUCUAUCUGGAUUGUGCGGGUGGGUUCAGAUCUCACAGAUCCUAUGAAAGAACAAUGCUCCACCUUUACAAGAACUACAGGGAACACUGGAAGAUCAGUAAUCUGACAGAAAAUCAUCCUAUAGUUGGUGUAGUGCCUCCAUGCAUCAAUAGCACAGCUCAAAUGAACUGGCUAAACCGAGGAGAUGUUAGGAAGGCCCUACACAUCCCUGACAUACUGCCACCAUGGGACAUCUGCAGUGAUGUGGUUGGGAGCCAUUAUCAGAUUCUCUACUCUACAGUUAAAAUUGUAUAUGAGAAGCUCUUAGCUUUAGGUCUGAGAGCACUGGUCUAUAAUGGAGACACAGAUAUGGCCUGCAACUUCCUUGGAGACCAGUGGUUUGUUGAACAGCUUGGACAGAAACCAACAGUGAAGUAUCAGCACUGGCUAUUUGAAGAUCAGAUUGCUGGAUUUUAUCAGCAAAUGGGCAACAUCACUUUUCUCACAGUCAAGGGUGCUGGUCACAUGGUUCCUCAGUGGGCUCCAGGUCCUGCAUUUCACUUGUUUCAGAGCUUUCUGUCCAACAGUCCAUAUUAACCUUAUUCCAGACUACCCUGCAGUGGGGUCUAAAGAGUGCACAGAAUAUCUCAAAUUCACCCUGUGAUCUGUGAAUUGCAUCUUGUAAAUUUACUCAGGGAUUUUGUGUAUAAUUAAAGAAAUGCUUAUUUUUGUUAAUGUAAUUUCGAUCAAGUUUUAUUACUGAUAGAAAGCUUUCAGGCUUGGGUUUAUAACUUUUUUUUUUUUUUUUGCAAAAGAUUUUAAAAAGGAAUAUUGCACUUUGAUAAGACAACGAUGCUCUGAGCAUACAAAUAAUAAACACGAAAGCAUUUAUCACGACUAAA
Messenger RNA from Electrophorus electricus (electric eel), 2072 nucleotides. NCBI's taxonomy places the organism in Eukaryota, Metazoa, Chordata, Actinopteri, Gymnotiformes, Gymnotidae. The record is from RefSeq and is a predicted model, not a curated record.